AUGACUUCCAGCUUCGAAACAAGCAUCCAAACCGCUAUCAGCAACGGCGGCCUUGCCGGCGCCUCUGUCAUGGCAGCAACCAAAUCUCAAGGUCUCGUGUACUCCAAAUCCUUCGGCCACCGCUCCCUCGAUAAAGGGACAAAAUCCGAAAAACUCCAAGUCGACGACAUAAUGACGUUAGCCAGCGCAUCAAAACUGAUAACUUCUAUUGCUGCAUUACAAGUUGUUGAAAGCGGGCUUGUGGGUAUUGAUGAUGAUUUGGGCGUUGUACUGCCCGAGUUGGGUGCAUUGAAAGUUCUGAAGGAGGUUGACGGGGAGGUUAGACUUGAGGAACGCACGGAGAAAAUUACGCUUCGACAACUCCUCUCUCACUCCUCCGGCCUAACGUAUGGCUUCGCAUCCCCCCUCGUGCAAAAAUACAACAUUUCCCAAGGCCUCCCACCCUUCCAACCUUUCAAAACAGUCACAAAAUCCUUCUCAGAACCUCUUGUCGCUCAACCAGGCACAAUCUGGGAAUACGGUUCCGGGAUGGAAUGGGCCGGACGCCUCAUCACUCAUCUAACGGGACAAUCACUCGAGCAAUACACCCAACAAAACAUCGCCUCCCCUCUCGGUAUACGGGAUUUGACAUACUUCCCUCACAAAAACCCCGAAAUUGACACUGCGAAAUUGGUACCGAUGACCCGUCGAGAUCCUUCUACCCCAAAUGGCCAUGGAGGAAAACUCAUCCCCGACACAGCGCCACAUAUUCUAUCCGAAGCAACCGAAGAAAUGGGCGGAGUAGGCCUCUACACAUCCAUGGCCUCAUACAUCAAAAUCCUGCACAGCCUGCUUGUUAAUGAUGGCAAACUUCUCAGGGGCGAGACGGUAGACACGUUCUUGUUUGAGCCUCAGCUCUCGGCUUCGUCGCGCGAAUCUCUGCAGGGGUUGUUCAGUCAUAUUGAGCCCGGACAAGAGAGUGGUGCGCCGCCGUAUGUAGGUACGUUUGCGCAGGUCAGGUAUGAUUAUAGUCUGGGCGGAUUGUUGAGUUUGGAGGAUGUGGAUUCGGCGGGUUUGAGGUGGAGGAGGAAAGGGUAUUUGUGUUGGAGUGGACUGCCGAACAUUUUUUGGGUAUGCCCCCUCUUGAACAUCCUGAUUAUGAAAUAUGAGAGAAUUGACUCUGUUCACCAGUUCAUUGAUCGUCAAGCUGGAUUAUGUGGUGUUUUUGGGACGCAGGUGUUACCGAAUGCGGAUGAGCAGGUUCGGGAGGUGAUUGUUGGGUUUGAGAAGGCGAUGUAUAAGGACUUUGCUUAA
This is a messenger RNA of Talaromyces amestolkiae, 1293 nucleotides long. RefSeq lists its product as uncharacterized. Bases 1 to 1293 code for a protein of 430 amino acids. The transcript has 2 exons. NCBI's taxonomy places the organism in Eukaryota, Fungi, Ascomycota, Eurotiomycetes, Eurotiales, Trichocomaceae. The record is from RefSeq and is a predicted model, not a curated record.